Messenger RNA from Thalassophryne amazonica, 3995 nucleotides. It is a transcript of the gene zbtb33, whose product is annotated as zinc finger and BTB domain containing 33. The transcript is spliced from 2 exons. Lineage: Eukaryota; Metazoa; Chordata; Actinopteri; Batrachoidiformes; Batrachoididae. Gene Ontology annotation, molecular function: DNA-binding transcription factor activity, RNA polymerase II-specific; protein binding; RNA polymerase II cis-regulatory region sequence-specific DNA binding. Bases 138 to 1928 code for a protein of 596 amino acids. Gene Ontology annotation, biological process: regulation of transcription by RNA polymerase II. Gene Ontology annotation, cellular component: nucleus. The record is from RefSeq and is a predicted model, not a curated record.
CCGCCCCGUCCGGUGGACAUCCGGGUUUACCCGCAGUUAGCCGCAGUCGCAGCUUGUGUCUUCGUUUUUGCCUCGUAAAUUUCCGCAGACUGUGUUAGCAGCCCCCCAUUGGCCAAGAAAGCGCACAGGUUGCAGGUAUGCCGAAUCUAAAGCUGAUAUCUGCGACCGACACACAGUAUUCAGCAGCUGUGCUGAAGUCUAUGAACGAGCAGCGAAAUCAUGGAGUGUUUUGUGACAUCACCAUAAUUAUUCAAGACAAGAAAUUUAGAGCACACAAAACCGUCUUGUCUGCAUCAAGUACAUAUUUUCAUCAGCUCUUCACUGUCGCUGGUCAAGUCAUCGAGUUAAACUUCAUAAGAGCCGAAAUCUUUGAGGAGGUUCUGAAUUAUAUUUAUAGUUCCAGGAUUGUUCGUGUUCGGUCUGACAUGCUUGAGGAGCUCAUAAAUGCUGGAGAGAUACUCGGGGUGAAAUUCAUUGCUAAUUUAGCAUCACCAUUGUCACAAGUUAAGGGCUUACCUGGUUUGUCUAAGGAGCCAGAAAGUAAAAGUGACAUCACUGCAAAGACCAUGCCAAUCAUCACAGAGACCUUCUCCAUUUCUGCAGAGGAGUUCAACCAGACCAGCAAUGCUACAGUUAAUGAUGAGGACUCAGACAAUGACGUGCUGUUUGUCUCUCAAACAGAUGCUCCAAGCAGAGCAGCCAGUCAGAAAGUCAGCCCUGAUGAGGUAAUUGAUUUGGACGCUGGUGAUUCAGAAAUUACAAUAGAAGACAAAGUAAAAUCAACAGAUGGUUCAAAAACUUCCAGCAUCUGUGGUCCAUGGCCGAGUUUAUCAGAGACCAGCUUGAAUAACUCUUCCUCUCCUGCCAGAGCGUUGCCGGGCAGCGUUCCCACAACACCUGCUGGGUCAACCAACUUAACCCCUGAACCCUUGAGUGCUACGCAGUCCUCUGAAAACGGUGAGAUAAUGGGAGUGCAGAAGAAGCAGGUGUCUGCUUCAGCACAGACUGGGGAUUUUAAAAUAAGGCUGAUGGAUGUAUCUGGAGGUGAAUCAAUUGAAACAACUGCUCCUGGAACAACUAUAGCAGCGAAAAAGACAGUAACACUCGAUAAAGCCUCAGAAAUCUAUACGUUUUCUUCAGGCUGUAAAGUGUAUGCCAAUAUAGGGGAAGAUACUUAUGACAUUGUUCCAUUAAAGGAGGAUCCAGGAGAGGGAGGAUCUAAAGCCAGUAAAGGGAAGAAAUCCAAAUUUGUUGAUAGAAUGUCUUUGUCACCAAACGAUGCUGUAAAAAAGAAAAAAAACAAAGAACUGGAGGAUCAUUAUGAGUUGGUUAUGGACGGGAAGACGUUCUACGUGUGCACAGUUUGCAAGCGCCCCUACGUGUGUCUGACAAGCCUCCGCCGUCACUUCAAUACCCACUCGUGGGAGAAGAAGUACCCCUGUCAUUACUGUGACAAGGUCUUUGCCCUGGCAGAGUACAGAACUAAACACGAAAUCUACCACACAGGAGAGAGGCGGUACCAGUGCCUGCUGUGCAACGAAAUGUUCUUCAACUACCAGGUGCUGUCCACUCACUGCAAGCAAGUCCACAACCAGGAUCCCAGUGGGAGGAAGGAGAAAGACGACACAGCGAACAACUUGUACCGCUUGCUUCCAUGUAGAACUGUGCAGAUGAAGCCCUACUCUUGGAUUACAGAUGGGACGGGUGUCCCCGUUAUCUCCGAGGAUGGCAGCGUGCAGCACUUAACCAGCGUAGGCGGCAAUGUUCACGCUUCCACACAGAGCAGACUGUUGAAUUGGAAUGACAUCUUCAUUGAGCACGACGCCGCCAUUCGGCCGCCAGCGACCCUCAACCAAUCAGAUAUGAGCUUGAGCACUCCAUCGCAGGAUUCUAUGGAGUUUGACUUUAGUACACCGGAAACUUACUGAGGAACGAGGCACCUCCUGCUCCUCUGCCGGUGCCUUUAGGACCCUGCUCUCUCUCUUCAUCCUUAAGUUCAUGUUAAAUCUAUUGUUCUGAAAUGCUCAGUAGUGUCAUAAAUAGUCUUUGGCCUUUUCUGUGUUAGGAAAGUGGUCACAGAAAAACAUUGCAUUGUAAUAAUAUAUAUUGAAUUGUCAAAUAUAACUGAGAAACAACCCCAGAAAAAUAAAAGAGGCACAAACAGACAAAAGUACUGUGGCAGAAGGUGACUUAUAUUCAGUGUUGUUGGUCUAAGCUCUUAUGAUUCACCUUCAGUUUUUGUCAUUUCAGUUCUUUGACAGAUGCUGAAUGUUAUAAUUAGACAUUAGACUGUUGUAUCGAGCUUCAGUUGUAAUAUUUUUUUCCAGGUUAUUUAGGCUGCAAACACUUAAUGACUUAACACAUGUCUGAAUGAAUAUAGGACUGCUUUAAGACUGCAGUGUGAUGGUUUUUCGUUUCUGUUGACAGAGAAACUAGUUUCUUUGUUCAGGCUACGUUAAAGCGUUUGUCGACUGGAUGCACUAUAGUAGCAGUGCCUCAUAUUGAAGUAAAUCCAGGUUGCUGGUAAUUGAACUCCAAAGUAAAAAACAAAUGGCACAUUUGUGUUUGCAAAUAUUAUGAAAACUGCUGAGCAGGAACGCUGUGCUUCUGGAUUGUGAUCAUUUGAUUCCAGUUUUGAAAUGGUUUCAAACCCAAUUCCCUUCUUAGUGUGUAUAAGAAAAAGUUGUGAGAAGUCUACUUUUUCAUUCUUGUUACUUGUUAAUUCUGAUGAUAUUUCUGGGGAAAAUAUUAGUUAUUUAAUGUUGUGUGGUUGGAGAAAGUUGUUGCAUAUGUCUUUCAACCUGUUAUUGAUCUGUAUUUGUAUUUUUUUCCUCAAGCGCUUUCUUAAAUGUAUUUCCUGUGCCAUCACCUGCCUGAAAUAUGCUUUAGUCUAGAUAUUUUGUUUUAAAUGUGACUCAUAGAUGUGACUUGAACAUACAGUAGCACUUAAUGUUGGAUUAUACAGCAUUAUUAUUAAAUUUAAAGCUACAGUGUGCAGGAUUUAGUGUCAUCUAGUGAUGAGGUUGAAAAUUGCAUUAUGGUGUCACCUGUCAGUUUUGUUUCCCUUCACAAUUUUGGUUCUUUGGUGAAAGGACUUCAUGCUCCCUUCUCUUUUGAUAAGCACUAUGUACAAUCCUCCACUUUGAAAAAAAUGAGGGCUCUCAAACUUGUUAGCCUGCAUAGCGACCAGUAUAGGGGACCAUCUGCUCAUUCCUAUUCUCUCUUCCCCCCUCCCCCCACUUCCAGUCUUCUGGCUGCACACAAAUGGCUAUGUGUGCUGUUUUCCAUUUAUGCUAAGCUUGUUUGCAUAAAUGUUUCACUUCGGGUCGCCAUAGCAGAUCCAAGGUGGAUCUGCAUGUUAAUUUUGGCACAAGUUUUUCACCGGAUGCCCUUCCUGACGCAUCCUACAUACUGUAACUUUAAAGUCAUGUUUUUAGUGGUCAGUCUGUAAUGGGUUCGUGCAAACAAGCCAGUCUGUUCUACUUUAGGAACAGGUUUUGUUUUUAAUUAACAGUGGUUUGUGGGAUGUGCAGGAUAUUUUUGAUAUACUUUUUUUGUGGGGGGGGGGUAUCUCAGCCCAUCCUGCUAUGCCUGUCUUUAAAGUACUUGAUUUCACUUUCCAGUCACAUGGGAUAUUGCCUAAUAAAUUAUUUUAACUAAAUUGUCCAACAAGCACCAUGUAAAUGUGUAUUAUUUUAUUCACUGUGUUUGUGUCCUGUCUUUUGGGAAUCAAAACUAGAUGAAAUCAUUUUGUCCCACAAAAUGUACAGUGUACAACCUAAUUUAAACAAAAAGUCUGUACAAGUGAUGCUACAUUCUGUUCAUACAAUUGCAAAAGUUGAUGGAAAUGUUAAAAAUGAUGGUGGAAUUCAUAAAUGCAGUAUUACGCACUAGGAGAAAUUUUAUACAUGUGUAUAUACUGUAUAAUUCCUUUGAGAUAAUUUGUAACAGUUGAGGGAAAAUCUGUGAAAAGAAUAAACUGUUCUGCAGCAUGU